Molecule: messenger RNA, 1494 nt
Organism: Cryptococcus wingfieldii CBS 7118
Lineage: Eukaryota; Fungi; Basidiomycota; Tremellomycetes; Tremellales; Cryptococcaceae
Exons: 5
Coding region: 1-1494 (497 amino acids)
Biological process (GO): carbohydrate metabolic process
Source: RefSeq, a predicted model, not a curated record
AUGUGCACCUUCCUUGUCUCAGCACUCCUACAUGCGCUCUUGCUUUCUGCUGCCACUGCCCACCCCCAUGGUCUCCACCAAGCCGCCCAGCACGAGAGGCGACAGGAUGACGCCAGCCCAAGCAGCGCGACUUCUGGAUCUGUCCCCACUGGCGUCGCUCUUGGGGUGAGUCUUGGCCUGGAUGACAGCUCUUCCACUGUCAGUACCUCUGCCACUUCUACCACAUCUUCCUCCGACGCCGUCACUACCUCCUACACUCCGGUCUCGAGCUUAUCCUUUGCCUCUGUCACCGCCGCCCCUGCCAUCACUGCCUCUUCCUACACCUCCCUGACCAACAAAAUUCCCGACGUGCUCUCCAGAAGUAAUGAGAUCGCCGUCCAUUCCUGGGAGCUGGGCACCCUCAUCAACACUCUUCUUGAAGUGUACAACCCUGGUCUUAUGCCAUUCGGUUGGGACAGUGGUGCUGUCGAUGAUGAGGAGGUACCUUGGAAUGCCCUCGAGAUUGCUCGUGAUACCAUCUCCCACUACGACUGGACUGGCGCGCCCAAUGCCACAACGGGCCAAGAUCUCAGCCUUUACCUCGACAACAGUACCACCCCUCAGUCUCAUCAUUCCCAGGCUUUGAUCGGUGGCGAUGGUGCUCUGGGAGACCCGGUGUCGUUGGUGCCAGCUGUCUGGCUGUUGGCCGAGUACGCCCAAAAGGACGAGGUGAAGAGCAAGCUCCAGCUGAGGGAUGCGGACGACUAUGCUUGGGCAGUUGGUAAUCAGCUCAACUAUCUGUUCAAUGGUCCCACCAGUUCUAACGGCACCAUCUCUCAGCGAGAAGCCAGCUUUGAGCUUUGGGCGGAUAUGGGCUACAUGGUUUCCCCCUCUCUCGCUUACCUUGGCCUCACCACCAACAGCUCUGAUUUCCUCACCAAGUCCCUUGAACAAUUCACUCUCGAAAGCUCGGCAUUGCUCGAGACGAUUCAUGAUGUCUACUUGCAUAUCUUGAACGGGGACGCCAGUCUGUGGGCUACUGGUAAUGGAUGGAUGGCUUAUGGCUUGAUGCGAGACCUUGCGUCCGUCUCUUCUGCGGGGCUCGACAGUGCUGUUGGAAAUUAUGCGACCAACACCAAAAACACCAUCUCUGGCGUCUUCCAAGGUCUCUUCUCUCAGCUCGAUGAUGACAGCCUUAUCCCCGACUACAUGCACCAGUCCAACGCCACACUCGCCGUAGGCGACACCUCCGGCACAGCCCUCACCGUCGCCGCUUACUACCGCUUCCUCAAGCUCGCGCCCGAGCUCACCAAUGACAACUUGACCACUCUGGCGGAGCAGGCGUUUGAUGGAGUUGUAGCCAAGAUUGAUGAUAACGGCUGGGUGACUCACGCCGUGGACCCGAUGGGCACUUAUGGCUGGGUUGUCUAUCCCGAUGACCUCACUUUGCACUCUCCCGAGGCUCAGGCGUUUGCGGCGCUCAUGUGGAAGGCGCGUACCGAUUAUGGGCAGUAA